This is a messenger RNA of Teleopsis dalmanni, 3150 nucleotides long. RefSeq names its product potassium voltage-gated channel unc-103 (gene sei). The record is from RefSeq and is a predicted model, not a curated record. Bases 228 to 2900 code for a protein of 890 amino acids. Gene Ontology annotation, molecular function: inward rectifier potassium channel activity. The transcript has 14 exons. Gene Ontology annotation, cellular component: membrane. NCBI's taxonomy places the organism in Eukaryota, Metazoa, Arthropoda, Insecta, Diptera, Diopsidae. Gene Ontology annotation, biological process: membrane repolarization during action potential; potassium ion transmembrane transport.
AUAAUUCUUUAACACGAAAAUGAUGUAAAGUUGGUACGAAUAUAGUGCUAACGAACUAGUGACCUAGAUUUUAACAGUUUCAAAUGCAAAUCUAAAUAUUGAUUUUUCAUAAAGUGCAUCAAUUUCAUUUUCAGUUGUGCGAAAUUAAGAAUGUUGAAGCGUUCGUUAAAUAUUUUUAAAAACUGUUUUGUAUUAUAUUAAUAAAACGAUUUUAAAUUUUAAAUAAAAUGGUGUGUCGAAAAAUGACCCAUAGUUCGUGUAUUGAGUUAAAUGAAAUUCGCAAGUUAGAUAGCAUUCUGAGUCAGUGUGAAUUGUUUAUUAAUAGGAAUAAAACUGUUAAAAAUAAGAGUAUUUCCGAGUUUAACCAACAUCAAAAUCUACACAAGGAAGGAUGUAAAAUUAGUUCUACGCUGAGUUUGACAAAAAUUAUAGAAAAGGAACUAUUUUCUAUUAUGUGUGAAAUGAAAAACUCAGAAAAAAAAUAUAUUUUCGUAUCUGAUGUACUUUGCAAUUGGAAAAUGUUUAAAGAAUUUGUUUCGCAAGGAGAAAACGAACUUAAUCCACAGGUGAAUGUGCACAAGAGUUCGUAUAUGUAUCAUAAAAUACCAAGAAAGUCUACAGAGGAAAACGAUUUUAUUUUCUCCAGGAAAACUAAGAAAAGACUGCCAAAAGAAGACUCCAGUGUUAACCGAAGUAACGACACAAAACUUGUUUGUUUAUAUCAAGGUUCUAACAUUGGUAAAAAAUGCUUUGAAGCUAAUUUUCAAUCUUUUGAGAAUGGAUACACCAAAGAUAUUGGUUCUUCGUAUUGUAGUUUGGGUUCUUACAAAAGGAAAAACUGUUGCCAGAAAUGUAAUAAAAAAAUAUCAAGUGCGAAAGUUCAAUGUACACCUAUUUUUAAUGCAGAAAAUGAAAAGAAUAUUAAAAAAUUACAAAUAAACAAUUUAAAUGAAACAAUAAAAAAGAAAAUGAAUGGAAAGAAGAAACCACAAAAAAAUUCGAUAGAUAGCACGCUUAUGAACGAUUUUUCAUACGCUAAUGUCAAUUCGAACUAUCGUGAUAGGAAAUACUCUUUUAAGCACCUACUGAAUGAGCAGUACGAUGAUAUGUUGGAUAAAGAGAACCUGCUCGGUACCAAACUGGAGUUAAAAUUGCCCGAUUCUGUGGAAACUGUUCUUUCUCUGGGUGCUAAUACAUACCCUGAACAGAAGGAUCACCUGCGUACUGAUUAUCAUUGCACUAUAUUACAUUAUUCGCCUUUUAAAGCAGUUUGGGAUUGGAUUAUUUUAAUACUUGUUAUGUAUACUGCCAUAUUUACUCCAUAUGUGGCGGCAUUUUUACUUGGAGAAACAGACUAUCAAAGUCGAACUAAUAAAUUUAUCAAUAGUGAUCCAAUUGUGAUAAUUGAUUUAAUCGUGGAUGUAACAUUUGUCGUAGAUAUUUUAAUAAAUUUUCGCACAACUUUCAUCAAUGGACAAGAUGAGGUAGUUUCUCAUCCAGGACGAAUAGCAAUUCAUUAUUUAAGUGGUUGGUUUCUCAUUGACUUAGUAGCUGCUAUACCAUUCGAUUUGUUGUUAGUAGGAAGCGAUACUGAUGAGACUACAACUCUAAUUGGCCUACUAAAAACAGCGCGCUUACUACGUCUUGUGAGAGUCGCAAGAAAAAUAGAUCGUUACUCAGAAUAUGGUGCAGCGGUUUUAGUGCUGUUAAUGGCUACUUUUGUAUUAAUUGCUCAUUGGUUGGCUUGUAUCUGGUAUGCAAUUGGAAAUGCCGAAAGGUCUAUGCUACCAAAGAAAAUUGGUUGGUUACAUUCAUUAGGAAACGAUAUUGACGAACCAUACUUACCAAAUGGCACUGCAGGUCCAACACUUAAGUCCAGAUAUAUAACAGCACUAUAUUUUACUUUCACAUCAUUAACAUCAGUUGGAUUUGGUAAUGUAGCCCCAAAUACAGAUGCCGAAAAAAUAUUUACUAUAUGUGUCAUGUUGGUUGGAUCGCUUAUGUAUGCCAGUAUCUUUGGAAACGUGUCAGCAAUAAUACAGAGACUUUAUUCAGGUACAGCCAGAUACCAUACACAAAUGCUUCGUGUGAGAGAAUUUAUAAGAUUUCAUCAGAUACCCAAUCCACUUAAACAAAGACUAGAAGAAUAUUUUCAACAUGCAUGGACUUAUACAAAUGGAAUUGAUAUGAAUUCGGUUUUGAAAGGUUUUCCAGAAUGCAUUCAAGCAGAUAUAAGCUUGCAUUUGAAUAGGAAAUUAUUAACUUCGUGUAGUGCAUUUUCAGGAGCAAGUCCAGGUUGUUUAAGGGCUUUAUCACUUAAAUUUAAAACUACACAUGCCCCACCCGGUGAUGUCUUAGUCCACAAAGGCGAUGUCUUAACAUCUUUAUUUUUUAUAGCUAGAGGUUCAAUUGAAAUUCAAAGAGAUAAUACAGUGGUAACAAUAUUGGGGAAGGAGGAUAUUUUUGGAGAAAAUCCUUGCAUGUAUCCGAAUAUUGGAAAAUCGAAUAGCAAUGUACGUGCGCUUACUUAUUGUGAUUUACAUAAAAUACAUCGAGAUGACUUAUUAGAUGUAUUGGAAUUGUAUCCAGAAUUUUUUAAUGCUUUUGUAGCGAACUUAGAUAUAACAUAUAAUAUGAGAGAUGAACAACAAAUUGCCGUUGAUGUCAAACAUAGAUAUAUACGAGCAAGAUGCGGAGAUUCUGAUAGAAGCACCAGUGAUAUUAAUUCCGUGAGAAUUUAUGGUCCGCGAAAUAAAAUGCAAAAAAAUGGUAAUAUUCGUAAAAAAAUUAUGCACGAACCAUCUUUAGCUGGUAAUAAUCAACUAGGCAAUAUCGAGAAAUGCUGUGGAUGCAAAAACAAAACUGCCUUUCGAUCACCUUCUAUUAAAAUUACAUGUUAACACGAACGAAUUUUUUGUAUUGGAAUUUGUAAAUUAAAAAUAAAAAAUAUUUAUAUAAAAAUGUAUAAAUAUAUAAUUGUUUUUUAUUUAAAUUGUUAAUCGUUUCAGCAAGAAACGCAGUUGUAUAAAGUAAUGGAAGGAUCACUCCAUCGAUCACUUAUAUCGAAAAAAUUAACGAAUUAAUCAGUUGAAAUUAAUUCAAAUGAUAUUAAUAAAUAAUUUAUUGUGUCUUUAAUAAUUUAUUAAAUAA